Paramormyrops kingsleyae is the source of this 1496-nucleotide messenger RNA. The record is from RefSeq and is a predicted model, not a curated record. Lineage: Eukaryota; Metazoa; Chordata; Actinopteri; Osteoglossiformes; Mormyridae.
GCGGUCGGGACGCCACAGUCUACACGGUAAGGACGAGUAACACCAGGUUGGGUGCUGAUCCCUGUGCUGAUUAGGAUUCAGCAUGAUCUAGCCCUGUGCCAAAUGCUGGAGACGGGGAGGAAUUUCAACACGAAGAAGAAAAUCAAGGCACUUGACUGGCCGGGAAACUCUCUGGAUCUAAACCCUAUAGAGAAUCUGUGGUCAGUCAUGUUUUUUUAUGCAGCAUCAGCUGAAAUAUUGAUGCCCAGCUGUACGUCUCUAGCCUGUCUGCAGCCCCUGACAUGAAGCUGGUCUGCGCCGUAGUUUUUAUCAUUUGCCUACAUGGCCUACAGGGGGCAGAGGGCAGGCGCGAUGACGGGACGGGGGCACCAGCAGGCAGGAAAGGCAAAAGCAAGACCGCACCCACUUCGGGUGAGCUGGUGACCAAAGACAUGCACACGUGCACCUGGGAGAUCGACGGCGAGGGCGAGGAUACCCUCCUAAUUCUCCUCAGCUGCAACCAUGACGGUGAGGUCUACCGGUGCCGGUACGCCGGCCGGCCAAGCCUGUGCCAAGAAUACGGCGCCUCGCCACGCCGGUACUGGUCGCAGGUGGUGAGCAGGAUCAGGAGGAAGACCCACGCCUGCCGAGGGGAGAAGGUCCUGAGGUCGCGAAGCUGUAAAACAGCCCCGACAGAGUCUCACAUGAAGCUGCUCGCCGGCCACAAGGGGGAGGGUGGCGCAGGCAAGAGGGGAGGGGCAGGAGGCAGACAGAAGCGCAAGUCGGCCAAGGAUCAGGCGGGGCCUCCAGAGGAACAGAGGGAUGCUUUUGGGGAAGCGAACGACAGCGAUAGCGUAUCGAACACGGAACCAGCAGAAAAUUACUGCGCCGAGGGCUGGCUGACCGUCUGCUCCUUCUUUGUCCGAUUCUUUGAUGGCUAAAUUAGCUGAGUAGCACUUUUCAGCAAAUGUGUACCCGUCUCCAAUCCCCGUGCUGAAUUCAUAUGGGUUUCGAUGCAUCAUAAAGGGAAAAAAACACACAGUAGCUUUUCCGAUAUUUGAUUUUUUUUGCAAUUUUAUAUGAACUGCUUGGUAAGAAAAGACAUUAUGAACAUCAGCACCAUAAAGCAUAAAUAAUGGUACGAUGCAUAUGUAAAGCAGUGUUAUCUGACACUUAUGCUGUAAUAGCUAUAUCGAUUAUUUGUUUUUAUAUCACUUUUACGGCUGAGAAUAUCAAUAAAAUAAAUAGAUAUCAUUAAAGGCCAAUUAGUUGAAUUCUAAAAAAGUAUUUGCAAGGUUCGAUUGCUGUUAUUAUUCUUAAAAGUAUUUACCUUUUUAAAGAACACUGUGUUCCUUUUCAGCCGGUUUUAAAAAGACUUGAGAUUAAUUAUGCUGAUACAGUUGGUGGUCUGUUUGUAUUAUGGUUUCAAUAAAUAUUAUAUUUAAAUUGUACAAAUUGUAUUUAGAAUUUAAAAUAAAAUAGCAUAAAUGUGUAAUAAUAAUAAAAACGUAAAUGUC